GCGGCGCCGGGACGCCCGGGACGGCGCCGGCCGCGCGCAACAUGGUCGCGGCCAUGAGCGAGCACCUGUCGUCGUCGCCGACGACGAGCGAGUUCCAGGACGUCGUCAAGGCGGAGGAGACGAAGCCGGGGCUGCCGAGCUUCCCGUGCGAGUUCGACCACAUGUACGCGAGCAUGACCGACGGCGGCGCCUCGGCGGCCGCCGCUGCAGCCGCCGCCGCCGCCGCCCCGGCGGCCCUCGGCGCCAGCCCCCUCAGGGGCAGCGAGGCCCGUAGGCACGACCUCACCGAGGUCAAGCACCUCAAGGAGCUCCUCCUCCUGCACCUAGACCUCAUUCAGCAGCAGUCCGAGCAGAUCGUCACCAAGGACAAGCUCCUCGCCGCGCUCCGACAGGAGAACGAGACGCUCAAAUUGCGCCUUGAGCGCAUGGACAGGCGCGUCAACCUACAAAAAUUAAGGGCAGAGGUUAAUGACAAUUCAGUGGUGGAUCAUGCAAGUCCCUGUUCGCCAUCCAGUGUGAAUUCCGUUAAUGCUCCUUCGACUAGUGAACGUCGUAAGAGUGGACAGUCCGAGAACAAUAGUCCUCGUUGCAACGAGAGCUUCAAAAUACGUUUGAACACUAGUGGUGGUAUAACCACAGUCAAGCAAGAGUUCGAGAGUAAGCACGACGACAGCGAGCCUGGACACGAUUGGGAGAGAAAGAGGAAGCGAACGUCCGAUCCAACGCCGUUGCGAGACAAUAAGCGAAGAAGAGGCAUUUCGUCGUCUUCGACCAUCAGCAACGAUACCUCUUCUACGAUACAGGACAAAAACUCGACUCAUGACGGCACCAGGAAGUUGGAGAAAAAGGGCAAGUGUCUCAUGAAAAGGGACUCAUUCCUUGCCACCGAAGAACAUUAUUACACCUCGGUGGGCGAGUCGAACUACAUGUUGACUCCUAAAGAGUUAUCACCACCACCCGAGACCCACGCUACGCUGGAAGUGCCAAGUUGGAGGGUGAAGGUUUACACGAGUUGUUACACAAUGGAGGGCACAGAAAAUCUGGACGAUGAGAUCUUCAAUAAGAGGCACCUCAAACUGGAGAAUGACGAAAGGAGGCGUAAACGAUGGGACGUUCAAAGGAUAAGAGAGCAAAGGCAUAUUGAAAAGUUGAAGCAGAGACAGGAACGUCAGAAUCAUCAAGCGACGUGCUACAAUACAAACCAUACUGGACCGUGUCCUUCCGCUGCUGAGGAAGAAACGAUUAUGUCUUUGUGGCCAGAUGUAGAUCAAAUACAAAGCAUUCAAGUUGAUCCAGAGCUGCCUGUCACUGCAUUUGGAGCUCCUAUUCCUAGUUUUACCCCAUGUGAAUUUUCCCUACCUUGGUUACAUACAACGAGGUCGAAGAGCCGUCGGUCUAAGAGGUCCACAGGAAGAAGAAAAACCUCCAGAAGAUAAACCUUUUAAAUACUUGAUAAUGCCGUGUCCUUUUUUACCCAGCCACGUUUUGAACGGCAGCAGAAGAGCCACCGCAUCGCGAAUUCCCUUUUAAACUCGCGCACGUUACUCUCGCUCUGUAAAGUAGUGCACCAAAGAUCUUUUUAUGGUUUCUUUUUCUAUUUUCUACGACGCGCAAUGCAUAAAAUCGACUUGUAGAUUUUUUUUUUUGCAUUUCUUCGGUUGUAAGCGAUGCUCCUAUUGCAUAUCCUCAUUUUUCUCGGUUCGAACAUUAUUUUACUUGUAACUCGAUGAAUACAUUAUUUAUUAUGUCUGUAGAGAAAAUCACUUCGAUGGGAAUACGCGUCGUUCGCUUGACGAUUACUUUUUCUUUUUUUAUUCCAUCGAAAGCAACGGUCUAUUGUUUACAGAACAAAUGUAUUUUUUUCACGAGCUCUUGUAUAAAUAGCGUAAGAUGAAUUUCCAAUGCAAGAUACUGCGAGGUCAUAUUGUAAA
Messenger RNA from Orussus abietinus, 1931 nucleotides. Its product is annotated as male-specific lethal 1 homolog. Lineage: Eukaryota; Metazoa; Arthropoda; Insecta; Hymenoptera; Orussidae. The record is from RefSeq and is a predicted model, not a curated record. Gene Ontology annotation, cellular component: MSL complex. The transcript is spliced from 4 exons. Bases 42 to 1436 code for a protein of 464 amino acids.